AUGGCUUCUGCUGAACCGGGUCGGAUUUUCGCCUGCGUUCUCUGGCUCCUGUUCUUCUCACUCCCGUUUUCGUCCUCUGUGGAACCAUCCAGUGAGCUUUCUUUAGUUGCUGCCGAGUCUGCUAGGUUACAAUUAUCUCAUGGCAUGCCAGUAAAAAAUUCUCCUGGUUCCAAGCCUGGCACUUUAGUGUUGUGUGAAAGAGUUCAUAUCCGUGGAUUGUCAAGGCUUAAAUAUCUUGGAAAGUUUGCCAACACUGCGAAGCUGAAGAUAUCAGCAACAAAUUCAAGCAUUCGCAUACCGGCCAUUGAGGUUUGUCUCCACAGAAAUACAUCUCUGGGGAUAGGGAUGUGCCCUCACAGCCAAUGGGAGAAGGUUGCCAAGGACUCCUGGUCUGGGUCCAUGUCACCCUUUGAGGACAAACUCUUAGAUAUACGGACAGCUGGUUCAUCGUUAGAGAGCUUUGAGGUGUCCAUUGAAGAAGAAUUUUUUAGGUAUCGCCUAAUAUUUUUGAUAUUGGGCAUAAUCAUUAUGAGCUUGGCGUCCCUCCUGAGCAAAUCAUUAGUAUUUUAUUACAGCAGUGGAAUGGCAAUAGGGGUGGUCCUUGUCAUCUUGAUUGUACUUUUUCAGGGGAUGAAGCUUCUCCCAACUGGUCGGAAGAACUCUCUUGCAAUUUUUGUAUACUCGUCUUUCGUUGGUUUGGGAUCUUUUCUCCUCCGCUACAUACCUGGGUUAUUGCGUUCAGUACUCACCGAGAUCGGAGUUAGUGAAGACAUGUAUAAUCCUUUGGCUAUAUUUCUUCUGGCUUUUGUUUUUCUGGCUGGAGCAUGGUUGGGCUUCUGGGCAGUCCGCAAACUGGUUCUGACAGAAGAUGGAUCAAUUGAUAUAAUGACAUCUCAGUUUGUUUAUUGGUCCAUCCAAAUUGUGGGUGCUCUUAUGACUUUUCAGAGUUCUGCUGAUCACCUUCUGGCAGCGGAAGCUACAGUAUUUGGAUUCUUAGCAUCGGUAAUAUUGAAGAAAAUCUUUAGAUGGAGAUUCCUCCGUCGUGUGUACAGGAAAUUGUCGAAAUCACCCAGAAAGAACAGCAGAAGAUUGGAGAUUCCUGAUUCUCCACCUUCUCCGCCUUCUCCACUGUCAGAUUCAGGGUUAUUUGCUUCUACCUUCCACACCACACCUGAAAGGAGAAAAUUCUCAAAAGAAGAGUGGGAAAUGUUCACCGCAGAGACGACAAAGCAAGCCUUGCAAGAACUUGCUUCUUCUCCUGAUUUUCACAGAUGGUGCUCCUCAAAUGUAGAAAGAAUCAGUGUAGCCCCCCGGAGCACGAGAAAAGUUGCUGAUCAACCGCGCCAUUGGUGGCUUCUUUAG
Prunus armeniaca (apricot) is the source of this 1362-nucleotide messenger RNA. Lineage: Eukaryota; Viridiplantae; Streptophyta; Magnoliopsida; Rosales; Rosaceae. The record is from the annotation of a GenBank genome assembly.